AGGUUACAACUUGCAUAUCAUAACCAAUUGGAACUAUUUAUCGAAACUCUCAAAACCCCUCUGAGAAGUAGAACCAAAGUCACUGUGUGUGUGUGUGAGAGAGAGAGAUGGCAAAAGAUAGUUGUCUAGCGAGAAUAACUGCUGGGGUUGCUGUAGGCGGUGCAGUUGGUGGCGCUGUUGGUGCUGUUUAUGGGACUUAUGAGGCUAUUAGAUACAGGGUGCCUGGCCUUAUGAAAAUCAGAUACAUUGGACAAACAACUUUGGGCAGUGCAGCCAUUUUUGGUCUCUUCUUGGGUGCUGGGAGCUUGAUACAUUGUGGAAAGUCUUACUAAGCAUAUUUUUGCUAGCUGCAGUUAAACUUUUUGAUUAUCCGAGUCGUUAUCAGACUAGUGUGCCUGUGCAAUUCCAAUAUUAUUUUUUUGUGUAUUUCAGUUAAGUUAUGAUGCUUAAAUUGGUGAUUCAAAAUUGAGCUUUUCUUUAACAUUUCAGCUGCAGUUUAUGGCUCAGUUGGUAGGCUAUGGUGUUACUGUUACCUCGUUCCCCUUUUUCCAUCAUGUAACAAUAAACAUCAAAAAGAUAACAAGGAAAGAGAAGGGAAAAAGUUUUAUAGCGCGUU
Nicotiana attenuata is the source of this 616-nucleotide messenger RNA. Its product is annotated as reactive oxygen species modulator 1. Lineage: Eukaryota; Viridiplantae; Streptophyta; Magnoliopsida; Solanales; Solanaceae. The record is from RefSeq and is a predicted model, not a curated record. Gene Ontology annotation, cellular component: TIM23 mitochondrial import inner membrane translocase complex. Bases 108 to 332 code for a protein of 74 amino acids. Gene Ontology annotation, biological process: protein import into mitochondrial matrix; protein insertion into mitochondrial inner membrane. The transcript has 3 exons.